Acytostelium subglobosum LB1 is the source of this 3405-nucleotide messenger RNA. RefSeq lists its product as hypothetical. The coding region runs from base 1 to 3405 and encodes 1134 amino acids. The record is from RefSeq and is a predicted model, not a curated record. Lineage: Eukaryota; Evosea; Eumycetozoa; Acytosteliales; Acytosteliaceae. Gene Ontology annotation, biological process: response to salt stress; protein folding; protein complex oligomerization. The transcript is spliced from 2 exons.
AUGAGUAACUGGUUAGCACAUCCACUUGAGGAGCUGGCCAACUUGGGCGAGUCGCUCAAGAAUUGGACCAACUCUGCUCAACAACCCAGUACCACAACGGACUGGGGUUGGAAGCCUAGAAUGGACGUCUGCGAGAACAAUAAGACCUAUCAGAUCAUCCUUGAGUUGCCAGGCUUCCAGAAGGACGAUUUGGACGUCCAGGUCAACGGACGUUUCCUGUCCAUCAAGGGCAACCGUCCAGAGACACCUGUGCACCGUGAGUCACAGACCAAAUUCCAUCGUCGCGAGAGAUACUCUGGUGGCGAAUUCCAUCGUGCUGUUGCACUUCCAGAAGGUAUUGAUGGUUCAUCAAUCCAAGCAAAGUUCCAUGGUGGUGUCUUGACCCUUACCAUUCCAAAGAAGGGAGGCAAGACCACCCAACACUAUUCACUGCUCGGCCGCGAGGAGCAUGUCAGCCGACGCACAGUCAUUGAGGCUGAGGAGCGUGAGAGAAAGAGAAGAAUGGAGGAGAACGACCCAAUGCUGUCCAAGUCCAAGGCAUUGUUUGGCCGUAUGGGUACCGUCAUUGAGGAGGAGCAGGAGAGGGCCAGACGUCUCAAUGAGAUUGAGGAGGAGAUGGAGGCCGCAUCAGAUGAGAGCCGCAAGCUCUCCACUAAGGCCGAGCGUCAAGAGCGUGAGCGUCGUAUCAAGGACACCAAGGGUGAGCAGCAGCGCAAGCAGCUUGCCAAGAAGGUGUCGGCCCUCGUCAAGAAGGCUGGCAUCAAGCCAUCCGGUCUCAACAAGUGUGUGUCACGCAAGCUCACCCAGGACCUCGAGGAGAAGGAGCGCAAGGAUCGUACUGGUGACAAGAAGAAGCAGAUGCAGGCCAUGAACACCGCCAAGCGUGUCUCUGUCAUGGUCUUGGCAUCCAAGGGUGUCAAGGGUCUCAAGAAGACCAAGCUCCCAGAGACCAAGGGCACAUCUGGCUCCGUCCCUGUCAAGAGUCAGAACAAGAACAGUUUCAAGAUCAAGAUUGGCAAUGGCGGCGUCGAGCGUGCCAACAACCCAUCGUUCAAGGCCACUGCCAACCUCGAGGAGAACGAGAGAAAGAGAAGAAUGAGCGACAAGAAGGGACAGAUGGACGCCAAGAACCUCGCCAAGAAGGUGUCUGGUCUUGUGCUCAAGAGUGGACGCAAGCCAACAGCGGCCAUCAAGAGUGCUGCCGAGGAGAAGGAGAGAGACAGAAGACUUAAGGACAAGAAGGGACAGAUGGACGCCAAGAAGAAUGCCAAGAAGGUUUCAGAGAUGAUCAAGAAGGGUGGCGUGCCACAGUCUCCAGUGCACCAGGCCAAGCAGCCAUCCAAGUUCAGCCAGCUCAAGGUCCACCCACACAAGAUGUCCAUCAAGCCUACCAAGGCAAGCCCAACCGCUGCUCUUGAGGACAAGGAGAGAGACAGACGUGUCAAGGACAAGGCUGGUCAGCUAGCUGCCAAGAAGAACGCCAAGAAGGUCUCGGACAUGAUCAAGAAGGGUGGUGUGCCACAAUCUCCAGUGCACCAGACUAAGCAACCAUCCAAGUUCAGCCAACUCAAGGUCCACCCACGCAUGAUGUCAAUCAAGCCAAUCAAGGCCAGCCCAACUGCCGCCCUCGAGGACAAGGAGAGAGAAAGACGUGUGAAGGACAAGGUUGGACAGCUCCAGGCCAAGAAGAAUGCCAAGAAGGUCUCGGACAUGAUCAAGAAGGGUGGUGUCAAGCUUAACCCUGUGCCAAGAACCAAGCAACCAUCCAAGUUCAGUCAGAUGAAGGUCCACCCACACAAGUCCUCGUCCUCUGCCAAGCCAAUCAGCAAGGUCAGCCCAACCGCUGCUCUUGAGGAUAAGGAGAGAGACAGACGUGUCAAGGACAAGGCUGGUCAGAUGGAUGCCAAGAAGAAUGCCAAGAAGGUCUCGGACAUGAUCAAGAAGGGUGGUGUCAAGCUUCACCCAGUGCCAGCAGCCAAGCAGCCAUCCAAGUUCAGCCAGAUGAAGGUCCACCCACACAAGUCCUCCUCUUCCGCCAAGCCAAUCAAGUCCACCAAGGCCAGUCCAAUUGCCGCCCUUGAGGACAAGGAGAGAGACAGACGUGUGAAGGACAAGGCCGGACAGCUCCAGGCCAAGAAGAACGCCAAGAAGGUCUCGGACUUGAUCGUCAAGAGUGGUGUCCAGCCCGCCAAGGUCCAUCAGCCCAAGUCGCACUCACACAAGAACCACAGCCACGGCCAUGGACACAGGAACCAUCACGGUCAUGGCAACAACAAGCAGCACUUGGCUCAGCUUGAGGAGACCGAGAGGAACAGGAGAUUGAAGGACAAGAAGGGUCAGAUGGAUGCCAAGAAGAACGCCAAGUUGGUCAGUGGUCUCAUCCUUAAGUCUGGAAUCAAGCAGACACCAGCCUUCACCCCAGCCAAGAGGUUCGAGAGACUGCUCAAGAAGCCAAGCCAGGCCACCCUGCUCGCUGAUAAUGAGAAGAACAGAAGAAUCAGAGACAAGCGCGGUCAGACUGAGGCCAAGAAGAACGCUGGUAUGGUCUCGGACAUCCUCAUCAUGAGUGGCAUCAAGCCAAUCGCCGCUCUGCAGACCAAGCCCAUGCAGUCCACCUUCAAGCCCAACUUUAAGGCCAGCCAGGCUGUUGCUCAGGAGGAGAAGGAGAGAGACAGACGUAUGAAGGACAAGAGAGGUCAGAUGGAGGCCAAGAAGAAUGCCAAGAAGGUGUCCGACUUGGUCAUGAAGAGUGGAAAGAAGCCAGCAUCUGGUGGCUCACUGGGUCAUGCCAAAAAGUCCGCCAUCCCACUCAGACGCAACCCAUGUGCCGCUCUGGAGGAGAAGGAGAGAGAUAGACGUGUGAAGGACAAGAGAGGACAGAUGGAGGCCAAGAAGCUUGCCAAGAAGGUGUCGGACAUGGUGUGCAAGGCCGGCAAGAGACCAGUUGGCAACCAGCAUCAGUCGCAUCUCAGACUCACUGGCACCGUCGAGGAACAAGAGAGACAGAGAAGAAUCAAGGACAAGGCCGGACAAGCCGAAGCCAAGAAGAAUGCCCUCAAGGUGUCUGGUUUGCUCAAGGCCAACUUCAAGACCAUCCACCUCAACCCACAUCCAUUGAAGCGCUCAUCAUCCCAGAAGUUCUACAAGGUGCCUGCUCUCCAGGAGAUCCAAGCUGAGGAGAAGGAGAGAAAGAGAAGAGUCACCGACACCAGAGGCCAGUCCAACGCCAAGAAGAUCGCCAAGCAGAUAUCCGCCUUCAUCAAAGCUUCUGGCGGACGUGAUAACCUCCUGAGGUCCCUCGAGGAGAAGGAAAGAGACAGAAGACUGCACGACACCAAGGGUGAGGCCAUGCACAAGAAGAACGCCAAGAAGAUUGCCCAGAUCAUUGGCAGUGCCACCCAUUAA